AUGUUGUCGUGGUUCGAGUCUUCGAGUAUAGCCUUUGGGCUAGCAGCCUUUGCUACUCUUGCCAAUGCUGCGAAUUACGAUGUCACAGUUGGUAAAGGGGGCCAACUGAAAUUCGACCCAGAGACGUUAACAGCACAACCCGGCGAUACAGUUACCUACAAGUUCUUCGCGAAGAACCAUGCCGUUGCGCAAUCUGCCUUUGCGACCCCAUGCCAAUUACAAGAUAAGGGCAUCUUCUCGGGCUUCACUCCCAACACCUCCCCUGACGUAGAGGCUCCGACGACCUUCACUAUCACCGUCAACGAUACAAAACCGUUAUGGUUCUAUUGCCCUCAGACAAAUGGGAACCACUGUCAAAGUGGAAUGGUACACGCUAUCAAUGCACCGGCUUCAGGAAACACAUUCGACGCAUACAAGGCCAACGCUCAAAAGGCUGCUACUCCGAGUACCCCCCCAGCAGGAACUCUACCCUCCGGUGGCCUUCGGAAAUUGCAUAUUGAUGUUGGCUUCGACGGAAACUUAGUGUUCAACCCCAACAAUGUGACCGAAUUAGUCGGAACGGUUCUCGAAUUCGGGUACAACCCGCAAAAUCACUCCAUCGUGCAAUCCUCCUUCGACAAACCUUGCCAGCCUCUCGACGGAGGCUUCGCAGCUCCGUUCGUCCCUACUAUGCAGACCCCUUCGGGCGUGACCUUCGAAGUCAUGGUCGAGAACACCAACCCGAUCUGGUUCUACUGCGCGCAGACCACAAAGACCCACUGUCAAGCGGGCAUGGUCGGGUCCAUCAAUGCCGCGGCGACUGGUAACAAGACCUUCGAUGCCUUCGCAGCGCUGGCAGCCAAAGCGCCACCGAGCACGAUCCCGCCGAACACGCCACUUGCCGGAACGCUGAAGGUAAACGGCACAAUCAUCUCUAACGUGGGCGGCAACGUGCUUAACACCACUGGCCUGGACCCCUCGCUAGUCGGCAACGUGCCACCGCCAGGAAGCAGCUACUCGCCGUACAUUGGGGGCAUGGCCGGCGGCGACCAGCCCGCCGAUUACCAAUGGGCGCCGUCCAUCAGCGACGAAGCCGUCGAGUUCCUGCAAGCACUGCAGUACAUCAGCAACGCGCUCGUCGCCUUCCUCUUCGACGGCUACGUCCGCCUAGCCGAAGGCGCGUGGACGGGCGUGUAUCCGCAAUCCAUCGCGCAAACCCUCGGAUCUCUCACGGCGCAAGCGCUGAUCCACCGCAAGACGUACUCGGACUCGCUGCAGCACUACUCCAAGCCGACCGUCGGCGUGUGCCAGUAUAACGUAUCCGCCUCCGACGACGUGGACGCCUGGCUGCAGGACAUCCAGACGAUCAUAACGCUCUCGAUAAGCGCGAAAGUCGACGCCAUGGCCCUGGCCGCGACGACGGACGAUAGCUGGGUCGUCCCGGCGCUGGCGACGGAGCUCGGCGCCCAGGCGCGCAUGUCCGCCGUGCUGAACAUGAUGCAGAGCCGCUACGCGGCCGCAGCGCCGCGCGAGGCGCUAAUGCCGUACCAGUUGGCUUACUCCUACAUCGCGAAUAAGUACGUGACGAGUUGCGGCGACAACAGCAUGUCCUUCGGGGGCAAAGUGUUUCCCUCGCUAGAAGUGGCGAAUAAGACCGUCGAGCCAAGCAGCGGGCGCUUGCUCGCGAUCAAGGUCGAGGUACCGAGCGGCAGUACUGGCGACCACUGGGUGGCGUGGAUCGGGCCCUGGGGCGGCUUGCAGUACACGGCCGUCGCGGCGGACGGGACGGUCGCGGUCCCGGCGAGUUUGUCGGGGUACGUGUGGGCGGUGCUGACGACGGCGAAGGAUCUCAAGGCUCGCGAUAUCGAGAGCAAGGCCGUUGCUGGGCCGGAGAUGAUAUGGACUACGCAGCAGUGGGGCUCUUGA
Messenger RNA from Annulohypoxylon truncatum, 1905 nucleotides. RefSeq lists its product as uncharacterized. The record is from RefSeq and is a predicted model, not a curated record. The transcript is spliced from 5 exons. Bases 1 to 1905 code for a protein of 634 amino acids. NCBI's taxonomy places the organism in Eukaryota, Fungi, Ascomycota, Sordariomycetes, Xylariales, Hypoxylaceae.